AUGUCGGGUGAGAUCACAGUCCUACUUCUUGCUCGUGGUGACGAUCGUGAUAAGAGCCCAACUAUUUACACGUGGAAGCCUGGUGGUCCUCUGCUCCAGAAACGCGUAAUGGAGAGCUUCCACGUUAGCCUCAAUAUUGGCUCUCCCGGAUGUCACCCUCCGCCAGAAGCCUUGGUCCUACUCGAUGGUGACUUCCCAGGUCGGAAGUUGAGAGCCCUCGAUCUUUUCGAGGGCAGCGUGAUAUAUGAGGUCGAUGCCCCUAAGGGUUCAGAGUAUUCAGCUUGGUUCUUCAUCGACAGCUCUGCUGCAAAAACAGAUCGUUCUCGAAUAGACUUCGGCCUGCUAUGGGGUACAGCUAAAGUGCAGAACACCUCGUGGCAGCUCCUAUGCUGGUCUCCAAAAUAUCAGUAA
Messenger RNA from Perkinsus marinus ATCC 50983, 411 nucleotides. RefSeq lists its product as hypothetical. The transcript has a single exon. The record is from RefSeq and is a predicted model, not a curated record. Lineage: Eukaryota; Perkinsozoa; Perkinsida; Perkinsidae. Bases 1 to 411 code for a protein of 136 amino acids.